AUGAACGGCUACGGCUCCCCGUACCUCUACAUGGGCGGCCCCGUGUCGCAGCCGCCGCGGGCGCCGCUGCAGCGGACGCCUAAAUGCGCCCGGUGCCGCAACCACGGCGUGCUGUCCUGGCUGAAGGGCCACAAGCGCUACUGCCGCUUCAAAGACUGCACCUGCGAGAAGUGCAUCCUCAUCAUCGAGCGGCAGCGGGUGAUGGCCGCGCAGGUGGCCCUGCGCCGGCAACAGGCCAACGAGAGCCUGGAGAGCCUCCUCCCGGACUCGCUGCGCUCCCUCCCGGGGCCGCCGGGCAGCGCCGAGCCCUCCGCCGCCCCUCCGGGGCCGCCGCCCUGCGCCGGGCCGCAGCGGGCUCCUGCUGAGCUGGCAGCCGCCGCCGCGCUGCGCUGGGCCACCGAGCCGCCCCCCGCGCUGCUGGGGCCGCUCCCCAAGGCAGACAUCAGCGAGGAGCGGUUGGGCGAUGCCAGUGGAACAGACAAUGCUGAGACCUACAGUGACAAAGACACAGACCAAAGGAGCUCCCCAGACAUGACUAAAGCCAAAACCUGCUUCACUCCUGAAAGCCCAGAAAUUGUAUCAGUGGAUGAGGUUGGUUAUGCAGUGCAGAAAAAUGGUGGGAGCACAGAGAGCCGUCCAGAGAGCCCCAAGUACCAUGCAGAGCAGAACCACCUCCUGAUAGAAGGUCCUUCUGGGACAGUUUCUUUACCUUUUAGCUUGAAGGCCAACAGACCUCCACUGGAAGUGCUGAAAAAGAUCUUCCCUAACCAGAAGCCGACCGUGCUGGAGUUGAUCCUGAAGGGAUGUGGUGGUGACCUGGUGAGCGCUGUUGAGGUUCUCCUGUCCAGUCGGUCUUCAGUGGCCAGCGGGGAGAGAACUUCUGCAGAGUCAGAUGGUCUAGUUCUGCCUUCCAGCGGGCACAUUUUUGAACACACGCUGAGUUCCUAUCCUAUUUCCUCUUCCAAGUGGUCUGUGGGCUCGGCCUUCAGGGUCCCCGACACGCUGAGGUUCUCUGCCGAUUCCAGCAAUGUUGUGCCCAAUCCUCUGGCCGUACCUUUGCAGCACCCAUUCCCUCAGCCACCUCGCUACCCGCUGAUGCUGAGGAACACUUUGGCAAGAAACCAGUCCAGUCCUUUCCUGCCUAAUGACGUCACCCUGUGGAACACCAUGACGCUGCAGCAGCAGUACCAGCUGCGGUCCCAGUACGUCAGUCCUUUCUCUAGCAACUCGGCCAGCGUCUUCCGAAGCUCUCCUGUCCUUCCUUCUCGCUCAUCGGAAGAUCCUAGGAUCUCAAUCCCUGAUGAUGGAUGUCCUAUUGUGUCUAAGCAACCUCUUUACACAGAAGAUGAGUAUGAUGAAAGGUCUGAUUCUUCAGACUCGAGAAUACUCAACACAUCUUCAUAG
Messenger RNA from Lagopus leucura (white-tailed ptarmigan), 1404 nucleotides. RefSeq names its product doublesex and mab-3 related transcription factor 3 (gene DMRT3). Gene Ontology annotation, molecular function: DNA-binding transcription factor activity, RNA polymerase II-specific; RNA polymerase II cis-regulatory region sequence-specific DNA binding; protein binding. Gene Ontology annotation, cellular component: nucleus. Gene Ontology annotation, biological process: male sex differentiation; regulation of transcription by RNA polymerase II. The transcript is spliced from 2 exons. The record is from RefSeq and is a predicted model, not a curated record. NCBI's taxonomy places the organism in Eukaryota, Metazoa, Chordata, Aves, Galliformes, Phasianidae. The coding region runs from base 1 to 1404 and encodes 467 amino acids.